Molecule: messenger RNA, 1855 nt
Organism: Cinara cedri
Lineage: Eukaryota; Metazoa; Arthropoda; Insecta; Hemiptera; Aphididae
Source: the annotation of a GenBank genome assembly
UUCUUCUUAUCAUUUGUUUUUUGUAAAUGAUUGAAUAUGAGAAUUGAUAAGAAAUUAAUCAUUUUAUGAAUAACAAAUAUCAGAAUUUUUUUUCUUCAACUUUAAUUUUAAUUCAUCUUUUAUCAUGAAAAAUGUAUUCAAUGUAAGGUAAAAUUAUUUUGAUCAGUAUGAGAGAAAAGCGAACGCCUGUUAAACAAAACCCAAUAUUAAAAGUAGUGAUUUUGGGUGAUAGCAAUGUUGGAAAAUCAUGUCUGAUGAACAGGUUUGUAAGUAAUAGUUUUAGUGAUCACACACUUCAUACUCUGGGUGUAGAAUUUCUUCAAAAAGAACUCGACGUUAAUGGAAUAGUAUACACUUUACAGGUAUAGCUGAACAUUUUUUAUUCAUAGACAAAAUGUAUUAGAUAAUUAUAUAUUCUAAUAUAGGUGUAUUUUAGAUAUGGGACACCGCCGGCCAAGAAAGAUUUCGAACGUUAAGAACGCCAUUUUAUAGAGGCACUGAUAUUUGUUUAUUAACAUUUGCCGUUGAUGAUAUUCAAAGUUUUAAAAAUGUAGAUUCUUGGAAAAGAGAAUUUCUAAAAUAUUCUAGGACAACCGAUAUAAAUUUUCCAUUCCUUGUUGUUGCUACAAAGGUAUAAAAAAAAACAAAUAUAUAUAUUUUUAAUUUUGAAAAUAAAAUAAUUUUAUUUAGGUUGAUUUAGAAAAACGCAUAGUUCCAAAAGAUGAAGCAGACAAGUGGUGUUCAGAAUAUCUUAGUAUUCCGUAUGUAGAAACUAGUUCUAAGACAGAUAUGAAUAUUGAGACUGCCUUUGCUUUAGCCGUUGAACUUUGGGCCUCAACUGAAAGACCUUCUGAAUUAAAAAUAUCACAUCAUAAUUUAGUCAAAUUAUCUAGACCAAUCAAUGGCAAUGCUGCUUGUCCUACAGCAGAAACAGUAUCAUCAAAAUGUUGUUAAAACUUUAAAAGCUUAUUAACUAUAUUUAACAUUUUAUAAAUCAAUUUUUAGUUGAGAAUUUUUUAAUUUUUGAAAAUGGCAAUAUUUUAUUAUUACAUUACAUACAUAUUAUAUAAUAUGGUUUUUUAUACACAAAUGUUUAAAUCUUAAUUUAUAAUGAAAUAAUUAAAAUAGUAUUAUAUGCCUCCUAUCAUUAUGUACACAUUUUAAGAAUGAUAUAUUAUUAUUUAUUUUUCAUUUAUUAUGAUUGUAUUUGUUUAUAUUGGUAUUUUUUAAAUUUAUUUUUAUGGUACUUAAUAUUUUAAUAAUGUAGGUUUAAUUGAUUCUUCUUUAUACUACUGUUGAACACCAGUUUUUAUCAACUAUCACGUAAUUUGAAUUUAAUGUAAAUUGAAAAAUUUCUUUCAUCACAAAAAUUGGUCCAAGAGCCCCACGACCUUUGCAGCUUAACCUGCCAGGUACCAUUAUAUUCUCAAAGUAAACAAGUUACUGCAGCUGUAUUUUACAUAUUGAUUCACAAACAUUAAGAAGUAUUUAUGAAAACAAUUGGCACAAAAUGGUCACUAUGUUUAUUAUGACCAUGGCUUAGUUUUUGAGGUGUAAAUUUAAUUUUAAAAUAAAAAUAAAUAUUUCUAUAAAACAAUAUGUAAGUAAUUUCUAAAACUUACAAUAUUUGAAUGUAUCUCAACUAUUAACCUUUAAAUGUGUUUAAUAAGCUACAAUUCUGUUUUCCGUGAAAAAACAUUCCAAUAAUUUUAUUAAAAUAAUCCAUUUGUAUCGUAUUUUAAUUUGGUAUUUAAAAUAAUAUUUUGUUUAAAAUGAAACAUUUAUUAUUAGAUCGUCACUAUCACGUUGUAUUAUUUCUAAAUGUAUACUUAAUAAUAUAAAAUUAAAUGGACAC